AUGAGUUCACCAUUAUCAAAGAAUAUUAAAAGUUAUCAUUAUCCAUGGUCUCAAAAACAAUUAAACAAAUUUAAUCCUUUUCCACUUCAUGGUCUCUCUGUGAGUGAUCGUACAAUAAAUAAUGAAUUAUUUCUUUUCGGUGGAUUCAAAAAUGAAAAAGCUACAAAUGAAUUAUUUGCUAUUGAUGUUAAUGAUUUUACAGUUGUUCCAGUGACAACUGCUUCCGGUGAUAUUCCUCGCCCACGAAUAUUUGGCGGUGGAUCAGAAAGACCUGGGGAUAAACUAGAUGAUAAUAUUUACAUAUUUGAUACUGAAACAAAAUACUGGUCAAAACGAAUUUUAAAGGGACAUCCACCUAACGGUCUUAUUGGACAUUCUAUUUCUUUAAUUGGAUCCGUUGUUUAUAUAUUUGGUGGACAAAAUGGUAUAAAAUAUUUCAAUGAUAUAGUAACAUUUGAUGUUAAAGUUCUAAAGUUACAACGAAAAAGAAGUAGAUUGAGUAAAUUUUCUUUAAAUCGAGCCAGCUCCUCGGGCUCUCAUUGGACUUACAUUGUGCCAAAUAAAAGUGAUCACUCUGUUCCGUCAUGUAGGAGUGGUCAUACUGCUUGUGAAUAUAAAGAAAAUAUUUAUAU
Scutellospora calospora is the source of this 632-nucleotide messenger RNA. The record is from the annotation of a GenBank genome assembly. NCBI's taxonomy places the organism in Eukaryota, Fungi, Glomeromycota, Glomeromycetes, Diversisporales, Gigasporaceae.